This is a messenger RNA of Dimorphilus gyrociliatus, 1232 nucleotides long. The record is from the annotation of a GenBank genome assembly. NCBI's taxonomy places the organism in Eukaryota, Metazoa, Annelida, Polychaeta, Dinophilidae.
AUUUUAAACUACUUUAAAAAAACUACUCUUAAAAUUAUCAGCAUUUAGCUUGUUUUUUCAAACUUUAUCCAAGUAAAGUCUCACUAGGAACGAGCUAAGAGCAAUGAAGCUGGAAAUUAUUAUUUUUAUUCUGGCUUUUCUAAACAAAGGUAAUUUCUUAGUGAUUAGUCCAGAAAAACUUUAUAUUAAACCUGGAGGUAGUGGUGUAAUAACAUUGGACACAACGGUUUCUUGCCAAUUAAUUGUCGACAUAAGUUUUAAAACAUAUGAUAAAGUGGUACCUCAAACAAGGGUGUUUGGUCUUAAACGGCAAUAUAGAUUUAAAGUUAAGACUGAUGCUCUUGCCGGAUAUUCUACAGUCUGCUCUCUUCGCUGCGGAGAGGAAGAAGGUUCAUUUGAGUUGAAUAUUGUUGAAGCUUUUACAGCUGUUGGUGACCCACAUUUCAUGCAACUUGUUAAGGAUAUGAGAACGGGAAAUAGCGAAUACAUUUGCUACGAUAUAUCUGGAAGAGCUGGAUCAUAUAUCUAUAUAGCGAAAUAUUCAGAUCCUGAUAUAAAAGUAUACGGAAGAUUACUUAACGAUUUUUAUAUGCACGAAAUAUUAGUUUUCAUUGAAAGCCACAUUAUAAUUGUGAAUUAUAGCAAAUUUUCUUUUAAUCGUAAACGUUAUCUUUGGCCCUUAGCUUUGAAAAAAGUGAAAGUACCAAAAAUUGCACUUCGUACCAACGGCAACAAAUUGACAAUAGCCUACCUAUCGAAGAAACCAAUUAUUAUAUCAAUAUUCAGAAAUAUUCGAUUAGACGUUCGGCUGAGGCAUUUAGAUGUGACUUUAAAUUCUAUGGAAAGAUUGAGUGGCGGACUUUUAAGAGAUUCUCAAAUAAAAAAAUAUGAAUUCUAUCCUCCUGUUCAAGAAGAUUCAACCACCGGUACAAUAAUGAUAGAUAACCGGUUUUAUCGAGCUGAUAGAACUAUUCGUAAUAAUCAAACUUGUUGGCUAUUAAAUGCUUCGGACGUAGUGAAUGUCAAGCAAUUUAUGUUAUAUAAGCUCUGAUUUAAAUAUUAAAAAAAACCAACUCAAAAUUCUUUUUCAAUUUUUUUUUUUAAUUUAGCUUUCUCUCAAACAUCGUCCAUGCGCGUAAUUUUUCCUAAAAGAGAAUUAUAAUGUGCAUGUAAAUUCUCAUAAAGAUUUAUUUACGUAUUACACCGUUAUUUAAAAAAAAAAGUUAUUCACG